This is a messenger RNA of Melanaphis sacchari, 585 nucleotides long. RefSeq lists its product as uncharacterized. Gene Ontology annotation, molecular function: endoplasmic reticulum signal sequence receptor activity; 7S RNA binding. Bases 207 to 521 code for a protein of 104 amino acids. The record is from RefSeq and is a predicted model, not a curated record. Gene Ontology annotation, cellular component: signal recognition particle, endoplasmic reticulum targeting. The transcript is spliced from 4 exons. Gene Ontology annotation, biological process: SRP-dependent cotranslational protein targeting to membrane. Lineage: Eukaryota; Metazoa; Arthropoda; Insecta; Hemiptera; Aphididae.
ACUUAUCAAUAGAGUCUCGUCAUCAGACGAAAGCAUGAGACAACGAUAUUCGUUCGCGAUCAAAUUAUCAAAAUCAUUAUUUGUUUUUACGCUGUCAAAUUAUUAACUGUCGUUUACCUUUUCGGAAGAAUGUUUAUUGUUUGAUAGUGUCAACAAGACAACGUCACAUACUUAGUUUCGGCUGGAUUAUACGAUCUGUCUUAAAUAUGGUACUACUCGACAAGACCAAAUUUUUAGAAGAACUAAACAUUUUGUUUAAUACAUCUCAGUCAUCUGGAUCAGUAAGAAUAACGAUGAAAUUAUUGCUAUUGAAUAAAGAACCAAAGGAUCAAAAAGUUAAAAUUGAAGUUCCUAAGGAAAAAGUGUGUUUGAUCAGAGCUACAUUCAAAAACAAAAAAUUAAGUACUAGAAUAACUGCCGAUGAAGUGAGUUCAUUCCAAGAAGAGUAUUGUACUUUGUUGAAAAAUUCACUAAGUAGUUUGAAAAAGACUAAAAAGUUAAAGAAAAAAGUCAUGUCUUAAAGUGUGCAAUAUUGUUUGUAAUAUUUCAACUAUUUUUUCAAACAUAAUGUAUUUAUGACUUGUA